Baudoinia panamericana UAMH 10762 is the source of this 1662-nucleotide messenger RNA. RefSeq lists its product as uncharacterized. Lineage: Eukaryota; Fungi; Ascomycota; Dothideomycetes; Mycosphaerellales; Teratosphaeriaceae. The transcript has 5 exons. Bases 1 to 1662 code for a protein of 553 amino acids. Gene Ontology annotation, molecular function: carbohydrate:proton symporter activity. Gene Ontology annotation, cellular component: membrane. The record is from RefSeq and is a predicted model, not a curated record. Gene Ontology annotation, biological process: carbohydrate transport; transmembrane transport.
AUGGCGCCCAAGAUCCUUGCAGAGACAGCCAUGGGCCGGUAUGUGCGCGCGAUUCGUGCCUCGCCAAGGGCACUUAUCGCCAACCCACGCCUCCUUACCACCGCCGCCCUCUAUGCAAUGACUGGCAUCCCGUUAUGCUGGGACCAGGGUUCGUCAGCGACGAUACCGUCUCUGCCAGGCUUUCAGCGCGACUUUGGCUUCUCCUCUGCCACCAAUGCGCAGCAAGUCUCCAACUUCGUAUCCAUCGUCUACAUCGGCUGCGGCGUCGGUUCGAUACUAUCUUUCUUCAUCAAUGACCGGGUCGGUCGCCUCUGGUCAAUGCGACUAUACUCGUUCGUCUGGAUCAUCGGACAACUCAUCGCGACCGGAAGCAGCGGUCACCUUGGUGCUUUGUACGCGUCACGCAUUAUAGCCGGCUUAGGUAUCGGAGGUUGCUGCGUCACUGGUCCUGUCAGCCUAGUCGAAAUUGCUCCUACGGAGAUCCGUGGUCUGAUCGCGGCUUGGUUCACUGUGACACUGCUCCUGAGCUUGUUCGUGGCCACCUUCUGCACCUAUGGAGUCUUUCUGCACAUCCCCACGGGCUCACUGCAAUACCAGGUCGUCUUCUUUGGACCAUGCAUAUUCAUGGCACUCGUGAUUCUGGUCAGCUUCUUCUGCUACGAAUCGCCAAGAUGGCUCUUCCUGGUUGGCCGCAACGCGGACGCUGAGCGAACACUUGUCGCACUUCGAGGACUUGGCUCAGAUCAUCCUCGUGUGGCAAGCGAGCUAGAGGCGAUUCGUACCGAGAUCGCGAACGAGCAGGAACACUUUGGCAAAGGUGUCAAGACUUAUUCGUGGACGGGUCUAAAGGCUGUCUGCAAGGAGACCUUCUUAGUAAAGAAGAAUCUCCGCCGUGCGCAGCAAGCCAUGAUCUGUUACGCUCUCGCCCAACUAUCCGGUGCCAACAGUGUCACGACCUAUUUUGUCCCUAUCCUGAAGAUCAUUGGGGCAGCAGGCAACAGCAAGACCGAGUCGCUCUUCCUCGCUGGCAUGUAUAGCUUUGCCAAGUUCUGCUUCACGAUCAUGGCCAGCUUCUUCUUUAUUGACGCUCUUGGCCGUCGUAAAAGCCUGUUCAUUGGCAUCACCAUCCAGAUGAUCUCGGACAUCUACCUGGGUGUGUUCAUCAAGUAUAGGCAGUUAGGCGACGUCUCGCACAGUGCUUCACAAGCAGCCAUUGCAAUGAUCUUCUUCCACGGAUUUGGCUACGCAAUCGGCCUCCUUGUUCUACCCUAUGUCUUCGGCGCUGAAGUCUGGCCGAACCAGAUUCGAUCCUUCGGCUCGGCUCUCUGCAACGCUUGGCAUUGGUUCUUCUUCUUCGGCGUCAACAAAGGCGUGCCUUCAUUGCUUGCAAGGACGAACAAUUGGGGAGCUUUCCUCUUCUUUGCCGGCUGGUGCUUCAUAGCGUGGGUCUACGUUUACCUGACGGUGCCGGAGCUCGCAGGCGAAAACCUUGAGGACUUCGACGCAUUGUACGAAGGACCUUGGUAUACUGCAUUCCGCCGCAGUACAAAGUCAAUGCCUGUUAGCGCGGAAAACGUGAUUGAGGGGCAGCCAGUGCGAAAGGAGCAUAGCGACAUUGCGAUGGACACGAAAACAGCGCAGUCUACGGCUGUAAGCCUCUAG